This is a messenger RNA of Sycon ciliatum, 1472 nucleotides long. Its product is annotated as ubiquitin-conjugating enzyme E2 G1-like. The transcript is spliced from 5 exons. Lineage: Eukaryota; Metazoa; Porifera; Calcarea; Leucosolenida; Sycettidae. Gene Ontology annotation, molecular function: ubiquitin conjugating enzyme activity. The coding region runs from base 118 to 621 and encodes 167 amino acids. The record is from RefSeq and is a predicted model, not a curated record. Gene Ontology annotation, biological process: protein polyubiquitination; ubiquitin-dependent protein catabolic process.
AAUUCUUGUUUGUUGGAGUGUGAUCAGUGUGUGUAUGUUCUGGGAGAUAGCAUUUUCGACUUCUGUUCGGAGCAAUUCAGCUUGGCGUAGGCUUCGUGUCAUCGCAACGCUUCCCCAAUGACGGAUCAGGGAUCGCUACUGCUUCGCAAGCAGCUUCAAGAGCUGAACAAAAAUCCCGUGGAUGGCUUCUCGGCCGGUCUGCUUGACGAUGAUGACAUUUACAAAUGGGAAGUGAUGAUCAUUGGCCCACCUGACACGCUCUACGAGGGUGGUUUCUUCAAGGCACACUUGUCAUUUCCCAAGGAGUAUCCUCAGCGCCCGCCCAAGAUGAACUUUCAGUCAGAUAUCUGGCACCCGAAUGUUGACCAGAAGAAUGGCGAGGUAUGUAUCAGUAUCCUGCAUGAGCCCGGUGAGGAUCGCUAUGGCUACGAGAGCGCGUCGGAGCGAUGGCUGCCCAUUCACACGGUGGAGACGAUCGUCAUGAGCGUGAUCGCCAUGCUCUCCGACCCCAACUGCGACUCGCCGGCCAAUGUCGACGCGGCGAAGGAGUACCGCGAGAACUUUGACAGCUUCAAGCGGCGCGUUCAGAGAUGCGUACGGAAAACGCAGGAAGAGAUGUGACUACACAGAUAGUCCAGGGCAGAACGCCGCUUUUAACUCCAACUUGAAUUCCCGCCCGGUCCUUUCUCGCCUGUCAUUUUCACCUGCUGCUCGGCCAGCUAUGGACAUAAUCCUUGGCUUGCGCUUUGCAUUUUUGCAUCGUGGGCGCUAAGGAGUAUUUAAACUUGCCAAUGCAGCAGCUGUGUUUAACACCCAUCGGUGUGGGCCAAAGACCCACGGGCGACAUGUUGAGCUGUUCCGCUUUUAGUUGUCCAAAUUUGCGUCUUGCUCUCUCGCUGUAGUUGUCUGCGCUCGCACCUCGCUACGCUCCCUCCGCUCUCGUGCCUCCCGUCAUGCUCUCUCUCUCUCUGUCACUCUCUCGCUCUUUCUCUCUCACACACACACACACACUCUCUCUCUCGCUCUGUCUCCCCCCCCCCUCCCUGUCUGUACCCUCAUGUUUUUAACUGUAUAUCCGCUGUUCCACGUCCGCUGUUGAUACUGCUUCAAACUCAAGAGCAGCUCGCUACAAAUCUCACAUCGCAGGUCUCCCCACCGGCGUUGUGUUGUUGUUGUGUUCUGCGGUACCGGCUUAUUUGCGUCUCAGGGUUGAUGAUUUUCUUCUUUUUUAUCUUCGUCAUAAUUAUACGGUAGCGGCGAAGUUCGAAGGAUCUCAGUUCGCUGCUGCACAAUGCCAGAGAUCCAUUGUUAUUCCUUUUCUCUCUUUGGAUAUGGGUUCACUGCAUUCUCGUGUUCCUGCUGGAUUUCUGGAUAAAAUCAUUCUUUGAUCUAUUCUAUCGGGCGUGCUGCAACGUCUCGGGCAAAAUUUGAUUGUAUAUUAAAAAUAAAUAAAAAGGUGUAUCGACAUGAGA